UAGUCUUUAUAAAUAAAUAUUUAAAGUGAAUUAAAAAGUGUCAAAAAUGCAAUUGGAAUGUAUAGUCAUUGUGUCAUUGCUACAAUUAUUGUUUAUGAGUAGAGUUAUGUCUAUGGAUGCUAUAGCCAAAGAUCUUUUAACGCCAAUGACUGAGUUUGGAGAGGCGUGUGGAUAUAUGAGUUGUCCUCGACUAAACGAAGGUGCUUUGAAUGUGCACAUAGUACCUGCGACGCACGGAGAGUUGGGGUACACGAGGACGUUUUACCAACAUUAUACAGGAUAUGACGAUUUCUACGACCACAGCAAAGUUAAUAUGAAGAAUAUAUUGGAUGCUGUCAUAACUGCACUUUGGACUCAUGAUAAUAGAAAAUUCACUCUCUCAGACCUUCCGUAUUUAUUUCAUUGGUGGAAGAAUAGGGAUGGAACAGUUCGCCGCAUGGUAUACCAGCUACUCCGACAAGGGAGGCUGUUCAUAGCCGGCGGUGGGUGGAGCAUGAGCGACGAGGCCACCACUAGCUACCACGCUAUUAUAGACCACUUCACUUAUAGUUUGAGGAAGCUCAACGCAACCUUCCUCUCCUGCUCGCGGCCUCUCGUCACUUGGCAGGCGGAUGUGUACGGGCACUCUCGAGAAUUCGCCUCUCUCAUGGCGCAGAUGGGGUUUGAUGGACACUUCAUCAAUCCCAUCAGCUAUGAAGAUGAACUGGUUCGGAUGAAGACCAAGACUCUUGAGUUUGUCUGGCGAGGGAGUGAUGAUUUGGGAGCGGAUUCCGAUAUAUACACGCACAAGUUGUUCGAUGGCUACUGGACUCCGCCAGGGUUCUGCUUCGGAGGGUUCUGCAACGAUCCCCUCAUCAUCACGUCUGAUAGUACCUUCAAUAAUGUGGAGGAGAGGAUAAACCUGUUCAUCAAGCACAUGAACCAGCGCCAGGCCCCGUACUACACGACUCGCAACGUGAUGGUGAUCAUGGGACAACGGCUCGGCUACCACGACGCGCCUGUCUGGUUCGCUAACGUCGACAAACUUAUAUCUCUUGUCAACGCGAAGCAAACUGCGAUCAAAAACCGUGUGUUUCUCUUCUAUUCGACGCCGGCGUGUUAUUUGAAAGCAGUGCAGGAGGCCGCGCCAAAACUAUCAACGAAACAAGACGAUUUCCUUCCCUACACUUAUGAUAAGGACACCCACACAUCUGGGAUGUUCACAUCACGACCUGUCAUCAAAUACCUGGCUAGAGAGAUACAUCAUUUUCUACAGAUGGCAAAACAACUGCAAAUAUUUGCAAAACUGGGAAAUAAUGACAGGAGGUUUGAAGAUAUCAUGUGGAUCGCAGGAGUGAUGCAAGACCAUACGAUAAUAACUGGAGCUAUGCGGCCUUACGUGAGCGACUACUACGCGCGGAAGGUGUAUCUCGCGAAGGAGCUGUGUAUACAAAUGUAUAGACCGGCUUUCAAUAUACUUCGCAAGUCACCAAAGUCCAUGCAGUACUACGCUUGCCAGUUUAAUAUCUCGUCGUGUUGGACAAUGUCCGAGGAUAGAUUCUUUAUUGUGAUAUAUAACCCAUUAGCCUGGCCUGUGACUAGACCUAUACGGUUACCAGUCGCUAGAGGAGUAUACCAUGUUUAUGACCCCAAAGGUGCUAAACAAAACCACUCUAUAAUCACCAUCCAUGAUCUGAUAGCAUCCCUCCCAGACCGAGGCGAAAUAUUAACUGAAGAUGAGCUAGUAUUCAUCGCUGAGAAAAUCCCACCGAUGGGCUUCCGAUCCUACUACAUCCAACAACUACACGCCAGAACUAGGCAAAAACGAUCCAUCAUCAAAAAACUAAAUAAAAAUAAAAAGAAGAAAUAUUUGACAAGACAAACGAAUAAUCUGAAAAUAGAUGAUAAAUCUCUUCUAGAUGAUAUUCAAGAUUAUGAGGAUUUCGAAGAGAAUACAGAAAGGCCAAGAAUACAGUUUGGGAAUAUAUCUUUGUCAAACGAAACUGACUUUUAUCCCGAUUAUGUUGUGACUCCACCGACCAGAAUUAAUAGGACUACUACUGAGGUCCCACCAUCUCGAACGACAUCUAAUCCCACAACCACCACAACAAUUUCAUCAUCAUCAUCAACAACAACAGCUUCAUCAUCACCACCAACAUCAUCUCUGCCGCUUUACCCAGAGUAUGAGUAUGUGGAGGUUACAGACAAACCCGAGGCAACAACGGAAUAUAUUGACUAUGAUAAAUAUUAUAGAAGAAUGGAACAGGCUGGGUAUCACAGUUUUGAAACUACUCGCAAUUAUAUUAAUAAUGAGUACAUCUUAAUAACUUUCGAUAACAAAUAUCGUCUGACAGAAAUACAGCUUUUGAACGGAGUCAACAUAAGUUUUCAUAUCGAAAUGUGUUACUAUAUUUCUGACGACCCGGUUAAACUUGGCUUGGAUAAGAAGAAGCCAGGGGCCUAUGUCUUCAGGCCCAUGGAUCCUCAACCAAUUCUGAUUUCUGACUAUUUUGAGGCGAAAGCCUUAAAGACGGAUAUUGUUCAGGAGUUGCAUUUGAAGUUUUCCACUUAUGCGGGGGUGGCGUUGAGAUUGUAUACUGGUUUACCAACCAUUGAAGUGGAUUGGAUUGUAGGCCCUAUUCCUAUGGAUGAUGGUUACGGGAAAGAUGUGUUCAUAAGAUACGCUAGUAACAUAGUCAAUAAGGGCGCGUUUUACACUGACAGUAAUGGACGACAGACUAUUAAAAGAAUGCGCGAUAUGAGAGCGACGUAUAAGCAGACCAAUGUUGACAAUAUACCUGGAAACUUCUACCCAGUCACAUCAAAAAUCUACAUCGAAGACUUGGAGCGAAAUGUCCGAAUGUCCGUAUUCACGGACAGAGCACAAGGCGGGACCUCUUUGAUAGAUGGGAACAUUGAUCUGAUGCUGCAUCGACGCAUAUUCACCGACGACAGUGGAAUCCAAACGUUUCUAAACGAAACUGAAUUCGGAAGAGGGCUAAUAGUAACUGGGAAACACUAUCUCUACCUCUCAAAGGCUGACCAUCGCGCGAAUAAAGUCUUCGAAAAGAAAUUUGCUAAGGAAUUGGAACUACAUCCUAAAGUAUUUUCCUCAAUUCAUCCGUCCUACGUAAAUAUUAGCUACGAUCUUUGGAAUGCGAACAAAAAUGAGUAUUCUGCCCUCAGAAUGAAAGUCCCUAUCGGCGUACACAUUUUGACAAUAGAAAAACUAGGUGAUAAACUACUUUUGAGACUAGAAAACUAUUUAGAAAAAGCAGAUGUAGUCAGAAACGGAGUAAAAGUCGUCUUCAUCAAAGAGUUGUUCAUGGAUUUUGUUAUUGUUGAUGUUAAAGAAACUACUCUUGCUGGUAAUAUUUAUUUGGAAGAUUAUACUCCGAUGCAGUGGCAGAAAGAUAGAUUUGUUAAGAAUUUUAAUGAGUUUUAUGGUAAUUCAAGUGGUCCAGAGUUUACGAACCCUGAUAGUGAAUUUAUAAGGUCGUUUGAGAGAGUUAACCUUGACACUGGUAUAGAGUUGCAACCGCAACAGAUCAGAACCUUUGUGGUUACUUACGUGCUUGUUUAAAUAAUAAAUUACUUAUUAAGCUGAAUGAUUUGUUUCAUUUCAUUUGACGUCACUUCGAAGUGUGUUCAAAAAAGCCUCGCCCUUGGGUACCGUCCUCCGAUUGGGUAAAUUACCACCUUUUCUUAGACAUCCAGCCCAAAAAC
Molecule: messenger RNA, 3705 nt
Organism: Trichoplusia ni (cabbage looper)
Lineage: Eukaryota; Metazoa; Arthropoda; Insecta; Lepidoptera; Noctuidae
Product: lysosomal alpha-mannosidase-like
Exons: 19
Coding region: 47-3562 (1171 amino acids)
Biological process (GO): mannose metabolic process
Cellular component (GO): lysosome
Molecular function (GO): carbohydrate binding; alpha-mannosidase activity
Source: RefSeq, a predicted model, not a curated record